Molecule: messenger RNA, 1415 nt
Organism: Zerene cesonia (dogface butterfly)
Lineage: Eukaryota; Metazoa; Arthropoda; Insecta; Lepidoptera; Pieridae
Product: aminomethyltransferase, mitochondrial
Exons: 1
Coding region: 185-1396 (403 amino acids)
Biological process (GO): glycine catabolic process
Cellular component (GO): mitochondrion
Molecular function (GO): aminomethyltransferase activity; protein binding
Source: RefSeq, a predicted model, not a curated record
AUUAUGUAAUUCGUACCUACAAUAUAUUAAGUUUGUGUGUAGUAUAUAAAACAAAUAUUUUAACGUAAGUAAUCAAAUAACUUACUUUAUCUUGCUAUUGAUUGACCUCUGCACUAAAACGAGCUGAGAUAAGAAUAUCAGUUAUGAAAUUAAUUUGUAGGGUGAAGAACAAAAUAUUAACAUCAUGGUUUCGAGACGUAUUGUAAAUUCGAAAAAUAUUUUGCUUGCAACUAUUAACGCGCGUGCUUAUAGUGAUGUGAGUAAACAUGCACUUAAGACUUCUUUAUAUGGAUUACAUGAAAGAUAUGGUGGUAAAAUUGUUGAUUUUGCUGGCUUUCUCCUGCCCGUUCAAUACUCUGAUAUGAGCGUAUCCGUUUCUCACUUAUUCACAAGAAGCAAUGCAUCUAUUUUUGAUGUCUCUCAUAUGUUACAAACAAACGUACACGGAAAAGAUAGCAUUGAUUGGUUUGAAUCCUUAUGUCCUGUAGAUCUGAAAGGUAUGGCCGAUGGUACGAGUUCGUUGACAGUAUUUUUAAACGAUAAGGGCGGUAUCAUCGAUGAUUUAAUAGUUACGAGAGUUAACGAAAAUCAGCUUUACAUAGUUUCAAAUGCAGGCAGGUUAGAUGUAGAUAAAAAACACAUGCAAGAGACUUCUGAAAUCUACCGCAAGAAAAAUAAAGAUGUGGUUGUAGAUUUCUAUGAUGUUUCUCAAAGAGCACUUAUCGCAGUACAAGGUCCUAAGGCUGCACAGAAUUUACAACCAUUGACAAACAUUCGGUUGGAAGAUUUAACUUUUAUGACGAGCAGAAUCGGUUCUGUAGCGGGCGUAGAAUGUAGAAUAACACGAUGUGGAUACACUGGUGAGGAUGGUGUUGAGAUAUCAAUUCCAGCCGCGAAAGCGGAUGAAGUUACUGAAGCAUUGUUACAAUCAAAAGAUGUAAAAUUAGCUGGUUUAGGAGCAAGAGACUCAUUACGCUUAGAGGCAGGAUUGUGUUUAUAUGGAAACGACAUCAAUGAAAGAGUAACUCCAGUCGAAGCAAAUCUGACUUGGUUAAUAGCAAAAAGACGUAGAGGUGAAGCUAAUUUUCCCGGAGCAGAUAUUAUUCUACGGCAGAUUAGGGAAGGUGUGAGUAAAAGAAGGGUGGGAAUCAGACUGGAAUCGGGAGCUCCUGCAAGAAAGGGAGCUGUGUUGAAAAAUGUGAACGGUGAAGUCAUUGGAAAUAUUACAAGUGGAUGCCCUAGUCCUUCACUCGGCGGAAACGUUGCUAUGGGAUAUAUUCUAGAGCCCUUUAAAAAAGUUGGUACAGAAUUAAAAGUGAACGUAAGAAAUAAAGACAUCAAUUGCGCAGUGGCAAAAAUGCCAUUUGUACCAUCAAAAUAUUACAUAAAGAAAUAAAACCAUAUAUUUCAUAAAA